Molecule: messenger RNA, 372 nt
Organism: Dioszegia hungarica
Lineage: Eukaryota; Fungi; Basidiomycota; Tremellomycetes; Tremellales; Bulleribasidiaceae
Exons: 2
Source: RefSeq, a predicted model, not a curated record
GAGCAAGGGGUGUUCACCACGCCACCGUACUCUGGAGAGAUCAAGGGCGCUUGGAGGUUCAAGGAUGAGGCGGCGGCAAGGGAGAGUUCGGAGGUAAUCUGGGGGAUGUUCAGGUCGUACAUGCGCAAGGACGAUUUCAUAGGCGCCGAUACUGCUCGCAAGUUCAUCCAAAUGGGAAGGACCAGAUCGCUUCGGUACGCUCUUCGACCGGGAGGCAAGAAGUAUGAGCAUGACGACGAGACGGGCGAGAAGAAGGAGAUUAAGCGGACGGGAGAGGUGCAUGAUCAGGGCAAGCUGGACGGGGCGGGAGUAUUUGCGGAGGUCCUGAAGCGGUGCUGGGAGGAUGGGUGGUAUCAGGAUGCAUUCGAGAGG